AUGAGUCGUAAUCAAAACCGGAAGGGGGGCGGCCGCAAGCGUGGUCGCCACGACGACACGUGGGCGGCAGAUGCGCGUGACGCAAACACGCUGUCAAACGCCGCAUUUGACCAAUACUACAAGAACAACGUGGUGAAUGCAGCAGAAUGGGAAACAUUCAUAGAUGCGCUACGGCGUGCGUUGCCGAUGGCCCUCCGUGUUCACCCGUCUGCGCCACAUGCUGACACGAUUGUGGAGCACCUGCAGGCCCGCUUGAAUGGCGUGCUACCGACAGCGCGCAUUCCUUUUGUACCGGGCGGCACAGCGUUGCAAUGCGCUGUGUCUCGUGGUGACCUCAAGCGCAGCACCGAGCUGAAGGACCUCAAGAAGAGGAUCGCCGCAUUGAAUGAAGGCGGCUACCUUACACGCCAGGAGACAGUGAGUAUGAUACCAGCGGUGCUGCUGCAGGUGCGUCCGGGUCAUCGCGUACUCGACAUGUGUGCCGCCCCUGGGAGCAAAACGUCACAGAUAUUGGAGGCGCUGAUCCCUUCCAUGGAGGAUGGUGUGGUGGUGGCGAAUGAUGUCAAUAUGUCUCGACUUGAUGUGCUUCUGCACCAGACAAACCGUUCGGCUGGUGCUCAUCCACACUUGAUCGUGACAAACCACGACGCGACACAGUUCCCACUCCUGCCACAGGAGGACAAGUUCGACCGUGUGCUGUGUGACGUGAUGUGCUCUGGCGAUGGCACCUUAAGGAAGUCUAUGGACAUGUGGCCACGCUGGAACACACUGCAGGGUGCUGAUCUGCACUUGUCGCAGGUGCGUGUACUGACACGGGGAAUGAUGCUGUGCAAGCAGGGUGGUGUCGUCGUAUACUCUACCUGCAGCUUGAAUCCUGUGGAAGACGAGGCUGUCGUAUCUGAGUGUCUCGCCCAGGCAAAGGGCGCAUUUCGGCUCAUUGAUCCAACACCGUUCGUCCCAGGCCUCGUGGCAGCGCCGGGCCAGAUUGAUUGGUCGCUCUUAACUAAAGAUCUCACAACGCGGCUGCAGACCAUCGAAGAGGCGCAAGCGUACACCGAGGCGCAAAAUGGACGUGGAUUCCGCUACCACUCUUCUAUGUUUCCAAACAGUGAGCGCCUUAAGCAGCAGGAAAUACGCCACACUCGCCGCAUCUUGCCACACCACCAGGACACAGGGGGAUUCUUUGUUGCAGUGAUGGAGUGCCUCGAGGAAUACCCUGCAGCUACUGCUGCUCCAGCAUCCUACCCGAAGGGUGAGACGUUUAAGCCGCUCUCACCGGCUUUACAGACGGAGGUACGUGGUGCGUUGAGUCUCCCGCAGGAGUUCCCUAUGGAUCAGCUCUUCGUUCGAAAUGAGACGGCGCGGGAGCAGAAGGUGUACUUCGUAAACAAGGCAGUCUGCGCACUACUUCCGAAACUAGGCUCACGCGUUGUGCAUGCAGGGUCCAAGGUGUUUGAGUCCUAUGCAAAGUACAGUAACGACAAGCUUCGUUUCUGUGCGGAGGGUGUAGGCUCGCUUAAGUCUCUUCUACCUUCUUCGUUUGUGGUGGAGGUGAGCCCGGAGCUGCUACUCCAACUCAGCCGCAGCAAGUUGGAGGAGUCAUUGCUUCCACCUCUCCCACCGCACCACAGCUUUCUGCUCAUGUGCAACAUGACCAUUGUGGGACCCAUCCACAUUGCGGCGGAGCGGGCGCGGACGGGCCAUAUUUCUGCAAAGUUAGCGGAGUGGCAAGUGACGCUCGCGAAGUUGACGCUGGGGCAGCCGAUUGUGGAGUGCAGUGCGGCGGAGACCACUGCCGAGGCGAGUCCUCAAGGUGACAGCAACGAUAACGGUGACGUUGACGGCAACGGUGCCAGCGGCACCAGCGCGGAGGACGUUUAG
This is a messenger RNA of Trypanosoma grayi, 1881 nucleotides long. Its product is annotated as tRNA (cytosine34-C5)-methyltransferase. The record is from RefSeq and is a predicted model, not a curated record. Lineage: Eukaryota; Euglenozoa; Kinetoplastea; Trypanosomatida; Trypanosomatidae. Gene Ontology annotation, molecular function: methyltransferase activity. The coding region runs from base 1 to 1881 and encodes 626 amino acids. Gene Ontology annotation, biological process: RNA methylation. The transcript has a single exon.